AGAAAUAAAAUAACUAAAAGAAGACACUAACGAUACGCAACUGGUUCUUCAGCUGCACUUGUUCUUCUUCUUCAACCUCUUCACCCACCAUUUGGCGGUGAUCUCACUUUCCACAACCCCACUUCACAAGUUCCAAUUUUGCGACCAACCCAGAAUCUGAAUUCGAGUUUUGUACGAUGAGGGGCCACGAUUGGAUCAACACGUGUCUCCCCGACGAGCUGGUGGUCGAGAUCUUCCGGCGACUCGACUCUAAGCGGAGCAGAGACGCUUGCUCCCUCGUCUGCCGCCGGUGGCUCCGCCUCGAGCGCCUCACCCGAGCCACCAUCCGGAUCGGCGCCACUGGCUCGCCGGACCUGUUCGUGCACCUUCUCUCCUCCCGCUUCUCCAACGUCACCAAUGUCCACAUCGACGAGCGACUCUCCAUCUCCCUCCCCGUUCACCUCCAGGGGAGAAGAAGGGGGGUGGAGAAUUCUUCGGCUUCUUCCCUGAAGCUGAAUUAUCUGAAUGUCAAUAAUGGGUCCGAGGAGGGUGAUCUUGAUUCCCUUUGUUUGUCUGAUGUUGGCUUGGCUGCUCUUGGGGAUGGCUUUCCGAAGCUUGAGAAGUUGAGCUUAAUCUGGUGUUCUAAUGUAACUAGUGAUGGAUUAGCAUCACUAGCUCAGAAAUGCAGUUCUUUGAAGGCCUUGGAUUUGCAGGGUUGUUAUGUUGGAGAUCAAGGACUUUCUGCUGUUGGGCAGUGUUGCAAGCAGCUUGAGGAUUUGAAUCUUCGUUUCUGUGAAGGCUUGACUGAUAAGGGUUUGAUUGAAUUAGCCUUAGGUGUGGGAAAAUCACUAAAAUCUCUUGGUGUGGCUGCUUGUGCCAAAAUAACUGACUUCUCAAUGGAAGCUGUUGGAUCACACUGCAUAUCCCUUGAGACUUUGUCGUUGGAUUCCGAGUUCAUCCACAAUCAGGGGGUGCUUGCUGUGGCUGAAGGAUGUCCACAAUUGAAAGUUCUAAAGCUGCAAUGUAUUAAUGUUACUGACGAUGCCUUGGAAGCUGUAGGUGCUAGUUGUUUGUCUCUGGAGUUGUUGGCCCUAUAUAGUUUUCAGAGAUUUACCGAUAAGGGUUUGUGUGCCAUCGGUAAUGGAUGCAAGAAGUUAAGGAAUCUGACACUAAGUGACUGUUAUUUCCUAAGUGACAAGGGUUUGGAAUCAAUUGCUACCGGAUGCAAGGAACUUACACAUCUUGAAAUCAAUGGAUGCCACAACAUUGGAACUUUGGGGAUAGAAUCUGUUGGAAGAUCUUGCCAACGUCUUACUGAGUUGUCAUUACUUUACUGUCAAAGAAUUGGCGAUGUUGGUCUUCUUCAGGUUGGACAAGGAUGCAAGUUCCUGCAAGCUCUUCACCUGGUAGAUUGCUCAAACCUUGGGGAUGCUGCUAUGCGUGGUAUAGCUAUUGGCUGCAGCAAUUUGAAGAAACUUCAUAUCCGUCGCUGUUAUGAGAUUGGGACCAAGGGGAUUGUUGCUGUUGGUGAGCACUGUAAGUCACUAACCGAUCUUAGCAUUCGAUUCUGUGACAGGGUUGGGGAUGAGGCCCUUAUUGCUAUAGCAGACGGAUGUUCCCUUCAUUAUCUGAAUGUCAGUGGUUGCCACCAAAUUGGAGAUGCCGGAGUGAUAGCCAUUGCAAGGGGUUGCCCUCAACUCUGUUAUUUAGACGUCAGCGUACUGCAGAAUUUAGGUGAUUUAGCAAUGGCGGAGUUGGGAGAAAACUGUCCAUUGCUGAAAGAAAUAGUGCUGUCGCACUGCCGUCAAAUAACAGAUGUCGGUCUUGCCCAUCUCGUAAAGAGGUGCACCAUGCUGGAGUCAUGCCACAUGGUUUAUUGCUCCGGCAUAACCUCGGCUGGAGUAGCCACCGUGGUUUCUAGCUGCCCCAACAUAAAAAAGGUACUGGUUGAGAAGUGGAAGGUUAGCCAGCGGACCAAGCGGCGAGCCGGCUCCAUCAUUUCCUACUUGUGUGUAGACCUUUAAGACCAGCUCUCCUCGCCUUGCCUCGCCUUCCGUAUAUACCCGUACCCCAAGCUGUGCAAACUUAUUUUCGGUUGGUCUGUGAAUGUAGAUAUAGGUGCUGCAUUUGAAAAUUUGAGCAAUAGUAUAGUGUGCAUGGUUGUAUAUGUUUCAAGUUUAAUUAAGCUGAACUUUUGUUUUCUUAGAAGAUGGAUUUUUAUUCUUUCUGGGAACAAAUUCUCAAUAACUUGACUUAUAUAGAUGCAUAUAGUUUAAGAUAUACUAUGAAUAAAAUUCCAAGUUUGAUAAUAUUA
Arachis ipaensis is the source of this 2293-nucleotide messenger RNA. RefSeq lists its product as uncharacterized. Lineage: Eukaryota; Viridiplantae; Streptophyta; Magnoliopsida; Fabales; Fabaceae. Gene Ontology annotation, cellular component: SCF ubiquitin ligase complex. The record is from RefSeq and is a predicted model, not a curated record. Gene Ontology annotation, molecular function: protein binding. Gene Ontology annotation, biological process: SCF-dependent proteasomal ubiquitin-dependent protein catabolic process.